This is a messenger RNA of Dermacentor silvarum, 725 nucleotides long. RefSeq names its product BRISC complex subunit Abraxas 2-like. Gene Ontology annotation, biological process: attachment of spindle microtubules to kinetochore; mitotic spindle assembly; protein K63-linked deubiquitination. The transcript has 5 exons. Bases 222 to 710 code for a protein of 162 amino acids. Gene Ontology annotation, molecular function: polyubiquitin modification-dependent protein binding; microtubule binding. Lineage: Eukaryota; Metazoa; Arthropoda; Arachnida; Ixodida; Ixodidae. The record is from RefSeq and is a predicted model, not a curated record. Gene Ontology annotation, cellular component: nucleus.
CAUUGAAUAUUUUUUCGUUAUGUUCUGCUGCUGGCUACGAGCGAGUAGCCGCAGAUCAGCAGCUAUCGUGGAGUGUGGAGCCGUGUGGGGCGUUGUAGGUAUUGUGAUUGGAAACUGACGAAGUUUCCGCCCCACUAAUGAUCGGCAAUUCGUAAGACGCUUAGAAGCUCGGUGGGGUGAAAUAAAACUCACGGCCGAAUUCAUGCAAAGCAACUUAGCUCAUGGCUACAGUUACGGUUACCAUCAGUGGUCCCUUGCUGGCUACGCUCAUAUAUGAGCAUUGCAACAGUCCUGGCGACCAGGAGGGUUUUCUCUUGGGAGAAAUAUCAAGCCGUAUAACGGAUACGAUCAGUGACGCGCAGCUGCACGGCGAAAAAGAGGAGACUAACCUCAAAAUAUGUUCUAUUAUUUCGUGUGACCUAUUCGAAUUCUACGACAAAAAGUGUCAUCUGGUUGCGGACAAAUUAUCGGCACUGCUACGAGACAAGCAAAAGGAGGUGGUUGGGUGGUACCGCUUCAGGCGCAACACAAGCCUGCAGACAUCCCUGCGGGAGCAAGUGCUUCACCAGCGAUUGGUUCGAAAGCUUGGCCAAGGCUAUGGAAAUUACUUCCUGCUGGCACUCUUCAGAGGCUGCACCUCGUCCAAUGAUGCAACACACUCCAUGGAGCAUGUCUUCUUACGGUCCACAGAUCCGUGCGUAUAUUCAUGACUACCAGUAGCCCUU